ACAGCAAAAGACAGCAAACAGCAAACAACAUCAAUCCAGCACUUAAUCGCAACAGAACAGAAAACAGGACAAAAGCAACAUCACAAAGAUCGCACAAUGGACGACGCACAAUGACGUAACCCUGUGCGAGUGCGCGGCGCCGAUCUGCACCGCCACCCAGUGCCCUGCACGGCUGUGCCACAGAUGUGCUGAACUGUGGCGCGGCCAUGACGUUUUUCGUUUUGUCGGCGCCGCCGUUCGUCGACUUUGAACUUCGCUGCUUUCUACCACGCUCCUCCUCCUCUUCUCUUCACCACCUCCUCUCCUUCUUCACCACCCUCCCUCUCCCUAUAUCCCUAUCUCUACCGCUCUCUCUUUUUCAUCAUAACCAUGCUCGCAUCAGACACCUCCUCCCGCAGGGCAACCUUCACCGACGAUCUCGUCGACCCCAGCGCUGCAACCCCCCGCUCAUCCACCUCCUCAACCUCCUCAAAGCCAAAGAGCAUCCUCAAAAACGGACCCUCCCAGUACCGCACCGCGAGCAUGACCUCCUCCGCUUCCACCACACGACGCCAAUCCUCCAUGGCCCAGCCCCCAUCGGCCCUCGCAAACCGCCCUAUGCGCUACGCAAAGGCCCACGAACUGCCGUCACACCCCUCCGUCGGUAUCGAUCUCUCAAAGUCAAACACCGCGGCCACCCUCGCUACAGACUCCCCCAUCCAAGUCAAGCCCAUCUACACCCCGCCGCCUCUCCACGCCCACGCCUCCCACGCGGCCGCCCGCUCGCACGCUUCCGGCCCGCAGUACGAAGAGUUCUGGCGGCCUGACCCCGCUGAAUCUGCCCGCCUCGCCCAGGCCCUCCAGAAGGACCGCCGCUUCACCAUCACCUCGGCCACCGGCUCUGGGGCCCCACAACAGCGCUCGCCCUCGCUCUACUCCCAGCGAGCGGCAAAGUCCAUCUUUGAGAACCCUCCUGCUCCUCCCCAGAAGCCCGCCCCGGCAACCGGCCACUACGCCCUUCCCGUCGGCCACCGUGAGACUCCCGCUCCCAACGUCGCUACUCUCGAGGACGCUGCCCGCAAGGCCGCUGCCGCUCGCAUUGCUCAGAUUGGUGUCGCUGCUCCGUCGCUCGUUCCCUCUCGCUCUACGCACGCCGACGCCGUCUCCGCCACUACCGGUGCUGCCACUGCCUCCAAGCGUGUUCUCCUCGAGCACCAGGCUCGUCUCGAGCGCGUGCGUGCGGCCCGCGAAAAGGAGCAGGCCGAGUUUGCCCACAAGCAUGAGGUCCUUGUUUCCGCUGCUCUGCGCAACGUCAACUCCAGCCUAGGCGCAAUCGAUAAGAACAUCCGUGAGACCACAAUAUGGGGCAACAAGGAGUUCACCGCCGCCGCUAUGGCCCACGCCGAGCAGAACAUCACCGGCAAGUACUCUGCCAACGUCGGCAAGGUCGAUCUCGGCGGUGGCCUCAUCAUGUCUCCCGAGGAAGUCCACGCCAUUGCUCAGCGACAUGUGCAGCCUGUUCUCGAUGAACUUCACGAAAAGGCCCUCGAGCAGCGCGAGAAGGAUGAGCUUGCCCGACAAGAGCGCGAGCGCAUUAAAGCCGAGAAGGCCGAGGAGAAGCGCAUCCGUGAUGAGGAGAAGGCCGAGCAGAAGCGCGUCCGCGAUGUUGAGAAGGCUGAGCAGAAGCGCAUUCGCGACGCUGAAAAGGCCGAGCAGAGACGUCUCAAGGAAGAAGCCAAGGCUGAAGAGCGUCGUCUCAAAGAAGAGGCCAAGGCCGCUGAGCGUGAACAAAAGGCUGCUGCCGCUGCUGAGGCCGCUCGAAUCGAAGAAGAGAGGGUCGCGAAGGUUGCUGCUGACAAGGCCGAAGCUGAGGCUGCCGCCGCUGCUACUGCUGCUGCUGCUACUACCGCUGCUGCCGGUGAGGAGACUGCCGAAGUCGCCGAGGGCGCGGUUGCUGAUGCUGCUACCGAGUCUCGAGAAGUUGAGGCCGUCGGUGAGACUGCUGUGACUACCGCUACCGAAGGCGAGGUCACUGCUGUUGAAGGUGAGACUUCAGAAAUCGCAAAGGAAACUGCUGAGGAAGCUGAUCCUGCGACCGCCGCAGCUGCCGUGGCUUCCGCGGUUGCCGCUGCGAAGGCUGCGGCUGAGGAAGCGACCACCUCCUCCACAUUAGGCGCGGCUGAGACCACUGAGUCUGCUACCGAGUCUGCUGCUGUCGAAUCUACUGCGGUCGAGGGUGAGACCGUUGCUGAUUCGACCGAGGACGCUGUUGUGGACAAGGAGGUUGACGCAACCUCGGUCUCCGAGUCUGACCUCGACGAGGCCACUGUCGAGACUGCUGCGGCUGUUCGCGUGCCCUCGUCAGAAGUCACCACUGUUGAAUCUAGCGCCAAAGAGGGAGAGACUGCUCCGACAUAUGAGCUUCUCACUGCCUCUCUUGAGAGUGAUGCGGCGGCUUCCACUACGGCUCUCGUGAAUGGUGUUGCCGGCGGUAAGGUUUCCGAGUCUGAGCCUACUGAGCUCGUGAGCGAAUCAGAAGAUGUUGCUACCAGCAUCACUCCUGCCGAGACCGCCCCUGUGGAGACUGAAACUGCCGAGAAGGAGACUAUUGUGCCUGUGGUGCCUGCGGUCGAAACCACUGACUCGACCGCCGCUGUUGAGGACGUUGCUGAGACAAAGGUCGAGCCUGUUGAGACCGAGGCUUCCAAGCCCGCAUCGUCCGUUGGAGAUGUCGAAGAGUCUACUGAUGGUGCUAUCUCGGACUCUGUUGCUACUGGUGAAACGGUCGAUGGUUCUAUUGAUGAGACCACUAAGGUUGAUGAGACCAAGACUACCCAUCAUGCUCUCGGCAGAUUCGGUGAGAUUCUGGCAAAUGCUGUUGAGGAUGCUAAGGCUGCCAGCACCUAGUAAUCAAUGCCAGUCAUUGUUUCGUGUUCUCGUUGUGUGAAUCAUCUAUAUUUAGU
This is a messenger RNA of Myxozyma melibiosi, 2942 nucleotides long. RefSeq lists its product as uncharacterized. The record is from RefSeq and is a predicted model, not a curated record. The transcript has 3 exons. Gene Ontology annotation, biological process: eisosome assembly. NCBI's taxonomy places the organism in Eukaryota, Fungi, Ascomycota, Lipomycetes, Lipomycetales, Lipomycetaceae. The coding region runs from base 370 to 2886 and encodes 838 amino acids.